Aspergillus welwitschiae is the source of this 1272-nucleotide messenger RNA. Its product is annotated as putative C2H2 finger domain protein. Bases 1 to 1272 code for a protein of 423 amino acids. NCBI's taxonomy places the organism in Eukaryota, Fungi, Ascomycota, Eurotiomycetes, Eurotiales, Aspergillaceae. The transcript has 3 exons. Gene Ontology annotation, cellular component: nucleus. The record is from RefSeq and is a predicted model, not a curated record. Gene Ontology annotation, molecular function: DNA binding.
AUGGGUAAAAAGAGACGCGGUCCGACGCUAGAUGAGCUUCUGGCUCGUCCAUGGUGCUACUACUGUGAGCGCGACUUUGAUGAUUUGAAGAUUCUCAUAUCUCACCAAAAGGCCAAGCACUUCAAGUGCGAGCGCUGCGGGCGCCGGCUGAACACAGCAGGAGGAUUGUCGGUGCACAUGAGCCAAGUCCACAAGGAGCAGCUUUCGGCGGUCGACAAUGCUCUUCCCAACCGAUCCAGCCUCGACGUCGAGAUCUUCGGCAUGGAGGGCGUCCCGGAAGACAUCAUCCAGUCGCACAACCAGCGCGUAGCCACCCAGUUCCAACAGGCAGAGGCCGAACGGCAGGCCGUGACGGGCAAUCCGCCUCCGGGAACCGGCGUCGGCGGACAGCCAGCAAAGAAGCCUAAGCUGGAGAGCGUGUCGGAUCUGAAGAAGCGACUGGCGGAGCACAAGGCUAAGAAGGCGGAAGCACGUACUGGAGGUAGCAGUGGUGAAGCGACCCCAGUGGGCGCAGGACAGACGCCGAACAUGGGCGGAUUCGGUCAGCCUGCUCCCGCUGCUGCCGCGCCCGCCGCAGCAACCACUACCUCCUCACAAUUCUCUUUCCCUCAACCAUACGGCACUGCCUCUCCUUAUCCUCAAACCGCCAGCCCUGUCUAUCCGAACUUCUCCCCCGGACAGCCACAAUUCCCUCCCAAUGCACAGUACCCUCCGGCGGGAUACUCACCGCAGCCCUUCCAGGGCACGCCUGGAGCGUCGUCUGGCACCACUCCACCGGCUUUCCCGGCACAACCUCCUCCAACCCAUACUCCUCCACAGACGACUGGAGCAUUCCCGCCACGGUCGGGCAGCCUUCCUAUGCCUCCUGGUCUGCCGCAGCGACCGGCCGUGGCAGCGCCGCCGGUCAACGCGUACCAGAUGCAACAGAUGCACAUGGGCCAGGCGCCAGCUUUGAAUGGCGGUGAAACGACGCAAGCGCCGACAGACACGAUCUCAACAUCGGUGGACGACCUCAUCUCGGGAGCCGCGAAGCAAGCGGAGACGACAGCCGACAAGAAGGGCGAGGAGAAGCCAAAGAAGGACAAGUCGAAGGCCGUGCGACUAGUGUAUUCGGACAACGAGACGAGUCCGGAGGAGAAGAUGGCACAGCUGGCAAGGUACGCAUUUGUUCCCGAGCAGAAGGGGGAGACGGUGCUGGAGGAAGUGCCGGCAUCAGUGGUGACGGGGACGACGCGAGAGAUGGAUACGGUGGAGGAUGCAGCGGAUCGGUGA